Molecule: messenger RNA, 1107 nt
Organism: Aspergillus wentii DTO 134E9
Lineage: Eukaryota; Fungi; Ascomycota; Eurotiomycetes; Eurotiales; Aspergillaceae
Product: isopenicillin N synthase family dioxygenase
Exons: 3
Coding region: 1-1107 (368 amino acids)
Source: RefSeq, a predicted model, not a curated record
AUGACAUUCACAUCAAUCCCCAUCCUCGACUACUCUCUCUCCCUCUCCCCAACCACAAAACCCACCUUCCUGUCCGACCUCCGCGAUGCAAUCGUCAACGUCGGCUUCUUCUAUCUCAAAAACACCGGCAUCUCCCCGCACGUGCAAUCGCGUUUCGUGGACAUCUCAACAGCAGUGUUUGAUAUCCCGCUUGAGAGAAAACUCGAGAUAGAAAUGGUUAAUAGUAAGCAUUUUUUGGGAUACUCGAGACUGGGCGCCGAGAUUACGGCACAAAAGAUGGAUUAUAGGGAGCAGUUUGAUUUUGCGACCGAAUUACCCCCUCCUGGGCCUGAUGAGCCGUUAUAUCGCAAUAUCCGGGGACCGAAUCAGUGGCCCGAUGAAUCUGCCAUCCCCGGCUUCCGCACCGCAAUAGAAGCAUAUCUUUCCGAAAUCCGCCCAUUAGCAGAAUCAUUCGAGAUUCUCUUCGCAGAGGCCCUCGAUCUCCCCUCAAACGCUCUCCAUCGCUUCUUCGACGUGCCCCAACAACACAAGUUGAAACUAAUCAAAUACCCGCCCCCGCCGCCAGAGUCAGAUACGACAGUGCAAGGCGUAGGCGCGCACAAGGACUCGGAAUUCCUCACCCUCCUCCUCCAGGGCACGCCGCAUACAGGCCUCGAAGUCCAGAAUAAAGCCGGCGAGUGGAUCCCCGCGCCGCCGAUCGAGGGGACGUUGGUGGUGAAUAUCGGGCGCGCGUUUGAGGCGCUCACGGGGGGUGUGUGUACGGCGACGACGCACCGGGUGAGUCUUUCACGGGAGCAUUAUGUCGAUGAGGAGGGGAAGAGCAGAGGGGCACGGUUUUCAUUUCCCGUGUUUUUGGGGAUGGGGUUGGAUUUGUCUGGGGAGAGUGUGGAGGAUUUGGGGAUUCCGGGGCAUAUUAAGGCGACGGUGAAGGAGGAUAAGGUACGGACGGAUGCGCAGGGCACGUUUAAUAGCAUGUUCAAGGGGAGGUUUGGAGAGGGGACGUUGGUGCAUCGUGUGUUGAGCCAUCAGGAUGUGGGGAGAAGAUGGUAUCCAGAGUUGUUAUCGUGGGCGUUGAGGGAGGAGGAAUUAAAAGGCACGAAACAAUAA